UACACCUUGAUGCAUCAUUGAUGCGGAUCUUUUCAUCCUCAUCCUCAUCCUCAUCUUCAACCAUCAUCCUCAUUGUGGGUUAACUGUUUCAGUUACAGUUCAUCCUUGGUAAAAGUAACACAGAUCCUAAACUUUAGUUCGUCCGCUUGUUGUUCAUUUUUCCAUCUAAAUUGUGAUUGUGAUUUGAUUCCAUGUGUAUCAUUUGUUAAUUGUUCACAAUUUACUGGACUUUCUAUCACAAUUAGUCCACCAUUUAUGGAAAUAUAAGUCAUUAAUUGUCAACGAUUUUCUUGCGACGUUUUCACUUCGAUUGGAAUUGUUCAACUUUUUCAUCUUUUUUGCUCGAAAACUUUUCUUCUAAUCAACUAAUCAUCAUCUUAAUUCAUAGUUAAUUAAUUAUCACUUAAUCAUCAUCACCACCAUGAAUAUAAAUCUAACUUUAAUCACUAUUGGCUUAUUAUUCUGGAUAUCGUUACCAUUAACUAACGCCGAUAUUGAGAAUGAUGUUUAUGGACCUAAAUUGGUAAUCAGAACACCAAGAGCAAUUAGUGGAUUGUGGAAACGAUUCUUUGGUCGACGAAAACAAUCAGGUUUCCAAGGAACCGCUCAAACCCAACAGCCUUAUAAUGUCGCCGCUUCGACCUUUUAUCCCGCUUUUGUCCAGAGCGCUUUCCCUGUUCUACCCUUCCAAGGUCCACCCGCUUUUGGUCCAGCAGUUGCUACUGCCGCCGGUGGUUACCCUUACCCUUAUUCAGCUCAUUUCACCGGCUUUGAGGGUUACACUCCUUUAGCUCAAGCGUCGUCCAUUUAUCCAGCCUUUUCACUCCCGAAUACCUUUGCCGCUGCUGCAGCUCCAACAGCUCAACAUGGUUUAUCAGCUCCCUUUGAUUUCCAUUCAUACUUUGAACAGCUUCUUCGACCUGUUGCCUCAGGCUCUGGUUCUAACGCCGGUGAUCAAGAAACAUCAGCUUCAACUCUUUUAUCAACGGCUGUUAAGCCUGACGGACCUUCUGCCGCCGCUGCUGCCGCUGCUCUUCAAAACUUCAAGAAUUUAUAUUCAUUCCCAUUCCAACUUUCAUCUGAAGGCUCAGGCUCUUCGUCCGCUGGUGAACAAUUCAAUCUACAAAUUCCUUUCGGACGUAAACACACACUUCGACGAAGCUCACAAGACAAGGUCUCCAAUGUCGGCUAUCAAAUUCAAAAGCUCAUUUCCCCAAGUCAACAAACAAAAUCAGUUCGACCUUCACCAAAUUCAGUCAAACCUCAGCCGAUUCAACAAUCGCCCCAAAAACAACAAUCAUACAUUUCAUCAAGUACUUCAGAUGAACAAAUAAAACAAAAGGCUUACAAUGACCAAGAGCAGCAAUUACAAAACGCUUUAUUCAACCCACAGGAAUAUAUCGCUCAGAUAAUUCAACAAGAAUUGGUCGCUCAACAAGCUCAACUUCAGGGAAAAUCAGUUGACAACAGCAAAUCAUCAGCAUCAUCAUCGAAUGACCAAACAGCUUCAUCGUCCGAACGAAGCUCAACUUAUUAUCCAUCAAGUUACUACUAUGGAUCUGGACGUUCACUCCCUUCGGCGAUGACCAAACCAAGAGCAACUCCAAUCGUCCCGAACAAACAACAACCAAUUGUCACCAAAAAAUCAACAACAGUUGAUCAGCCCUUGAGAACACCAGCUAAAUAUGACACGAAUUCAUCGUCAUCAUCAGCAUCAUCUUCAUCUCCAUCAUCACUUUCAUCGUCCUCAUCAGUUCCGGUCAACCCUUCAAGCUACAGUUCAGCCAAUUCAUACUCACCACGAGUCUACAAGGAGUAAAUUAUAUAAAUUGAAUUGAAUCAACUUCUUUACUUUGCUUAUUACUAUUAAUUCAGUUUGAUUCCAAUCAAUCAAUCAAUCAAUUUGAAAUCAAAAUUGUUUCUAUUUAGAUUUAAUCAUCUUCGUCAUUCUCAUCAAUCAACCACCGCAAAUUGAACUCUAUCUAAAUUAGAGGUUUGAAAGUUAACUGAUUAAGGAGAAUUAAAACAGAUUCAUGGAUCAUUAUUGUUCACAAUUAAGAUAAUUAUCGAAAUCAAAUGUGCCUCUGAUCAACAAAUAACAAAUCUAAUUCUCUGAUUAUUAUUUUCUCAACUAUUUAUUAUUCAUAAUCCUCUGUACUGUUUACCAAUUAAAACCAUAAUAAAACAAAACAACUCAUGAUUUACAUCAAUAGUUGAUUGUAAUUA
This is a messenger RNA of Panonychus citri (citrus red mite), 2226 nucleotides long. RefSeq lists its product as uncharacterized. Bases 422 to 1819 code for a protein of 465 amino acids. The transcript has 3 exons. The record is from RefSeq and is a predicted model, not a curated record. Lineage: Eukaryota; Metazoa; Arthropoda; Arachnida; Trombidiformes; Tetranychidae.